CGUAUAAUAUAAAAAACAAUUUGGAAUAUUAUCAUAUCGAAGAAAAAUAGAAUUUGCAGCAAAUGUGAAAUAUUUGUAUAUUUGUUUUUAGUGAAAUACUUGUUUGAAUUUGUUUGAUAUAUAUAGUUUACCUAUUGUUUUAAAACGCAUUAUUGAUUAAAUAUAUAUUUUAAUUAAUAUUUCAACGUUACGUCUUGAAUUUAAAAUAAAAAGUUUUAUAAGAAGAAAAUAUGUUUCCGGCUUAUUCAUAUUUAUCAGCUUAUGAUAGACAUAAAAAACUUAUUAAUGAUUAUUUUACGUUAUAUGGAGGUUCGGUAUCAUCUUUAGAACGAGACACGUCCCGAGACAAGACAGACUAUGAUGUUAUUAAAGAAAACCAUAGAUUUUUAUGGGAUCAGGAUAAAGAUGAACCAAAUACAUGGGGUGCUCGUUUGGCAAAGAAAUAUUAUGAUAAAUUGUUUAAAGAAUAUUGUAUAGCAGAUUUAACGUAUUAUAAGCAAAACAAGGUUGCUUUAAGAUGGAGAACAGAAAAAGAAGUUAUCAUUGGUAAAGGACAAUUUGAAUGUGGAAAUAAAACAUGUAAAAAUAAGGAACAACUUAAAUCUUGGGAAGUAAAUUUUGGUUAUAUAGAGCAUGGUCAAAAAAAGAACGCUCUUAUCAAAUUAAGAUUGUGUCCUGAAUGUUCCAUAAAGUUGAAUUAUAAAUCCCAAAAAAGAGAAGCAAAAAAACAUAAAAUAUUAAAAAGAUUAGGAACAAAUAUAGAAACAUCUAAUAAUACACCUAGUACUUCUACAGUUCAGGUUAAAAUUGAAGAAAAUAAAGCUAUAAAUAAUAUUGAAAAAUCAAUUGAAGAGAAGGAUGAAUCUAAAAUUUGGAAAGAAAAACCAAUUGAAGAUUUGGAAAAAACAAGAGAGGAAGAAUUUGAAGAAUAUUUAGCAGAUCUAUUAAUCUAAAAAAUAAUUUAUUUUAAUAAUUAAAAUAUUAAUAAUAUCUAUAAAAUUAAUUUUUGUUAUAGAUAUUGUUUAAAAAAUAUAAUUUCUAUAUAUAUGAAAAAAAAUUAAAUUCAUUUUCAAAUAAAUAUAACAAUUACAGUUAUCAUAUUUUUAUUUCAAUUGAUACAUAUAAUUCAUAUUUUACCAGCAUGAUAACAAGGCUUAGUAUACAUAUUUUUUAAUUUUUACACACAAAAUAGCUAUUGUUUAUUUUUACUUACAUUAAAAGUAUGAAAAAAUCUAGCACCAAAUAAUGUGUAUAUUUAUACAUAUACAUAUAUAUUGUAUAAUAAAUAAAUACAAUUAUUUAUUUGUAUUGCAGUC
Molecule: messenger RNA, 1316 nt
Organism: Apis dorsata (giant honeybee)
Lineage: Eukaryota; Metazoa; Arthropoda; Insecta; Hymenoptera; Apidae
Product: protein FRA10AC1
Exons: 4
Coding region: 231-953 (240 amino acids)
Biological process (GO): dephosphorylation
Molecular function (GO): phosphatase activity
Source: RefSeq, a predicted model, not a curated record